CAGAAUUUAUUUGUCGUGUUGCAGAAGGUAUGUGGCGUACAGUUUAUAGGUCAUCAUACAAGUAGUAGGCCUACUUUACUACAGUUACAACACGAGUCGUCCACUGUAUAGGAUAUACAAGAUUGUAGUCAUCGAGGCGCAUCCGAGACAGUGGGUGACAAGCAGUUGUAACCAACUUAUAAUAUACAGAACAGUUAACCCUGAAAUUCUGGGUGGCAGUAUUAUUAGUUGAGUUGCAUUGGCGUAUCCAGAUGUUAAGAGGUCGGUUGUUGAUUGGGACCAGGCAGUAUAAAUAUUAUUGAUUUUAUAUAGAAAAGUGGUGGUCCGAAUGGCAAACUUAUAGACAGACGAAAUGCCAGUCGUCAAAGUGAAAGACGGGGAGGGUCACGAGAUCACGUGGAACGAGGUGCGUCCAGGAGAGAUGUACUGCGACUUUCCCGGCAUAGAAGAACGGCUGGCAGCUGCUGAUAAGUUUGAAGCCAGGCCAGAUGACGUCUGGGUGAGCACUUAUCCAAAGUCAGGCACACAUUGGACCUGGGAAAUAGUUCACAUGCUGAUAAACGGUAACGCUAAGAUAAACGACAUCCCCAAAACUAUGGGAUUCUUCGAGGAAAGAGACCAGGAUCAUCUGGACAACAUCCCCUCCCCGAGGGUACUGGACACCCAUUUGUCGUAUCACCGAAUACCGCCCGAUGUUUGGCGGAAGAACUGUAAGAUCGUGUAUGUUAUGCGCAAUCCGAAAGAUGUCGCUGUCAGUUUUUAUAACCAUAGCAAAGGGAUCAUUGACUACAAAUACGAAGGAACGUGGAAUGGAUUUUUCAAGUUAUUUACGGAAGGACCUAAAUUCGAAUGGGGGAUGUGGUGGGAAAACGUUCUAUCUUGGUGGGAAAAUGCUCGCAAUAAAUCCAACGUGUUAUUCCUGACCUACGAGGAGAUGAUUAAAGACAGUGUGGCUGCUGUGAGAAAGAUAGCAGAGUUUAUUGGACGGCCGGGAACCGAGGAAUUAUACAAAGCAAUAGCAGACGCCUGUGCAUUCGAUAAAAUGAAAACCUUGAAAACUCCAACAGAGCCUAAGUGCUGGAAAGGGGAAAACUUGAUGUAUAGAAAAGGAAAGGUGGGCGACUGGAAAAAUUGGUUCACAGUGGCCCAGAACGAGCACUUCGACAUCCUGCACGAAGAACGAACAAAGGGCACGGGCAUUAAGCUAGAAUUUGAAAUAUAAC
Lingula anatina is the source of this 1223-nucleotide messenger RNA. Its product is annotated as sulfotransferase 1C2A. The record is from RefSeq and is a predicted model, not a curated record. Lineage: Eukaryota; Metazoa; Brachiopoda; Lingulata; Lingulida; Lingulidae. Gene Ontology annotation, molecular function: sulfotransferase activity.